This is a messenger RNA of Panonychus citri (citrus red mite), 1889 nucleotides long. RefSeq names its product glucosidase 2 subunit beta-like. NCBI's taxonomy places the organism in Eukaryota, Metazoa, Arthropoda, Arachnida, Trombidiformes, Tetranychidae. The record is from RefSeq and is a predicted model, not a curated record. Gene Ontology annotation, molecular function: calcium ion binding; protein binding. Gene Ontology annotation, cellular component: glucosidase II complex. Gene Ontology annotation, biological process: N-glycan processing.
CUUGGUCUUAUUGUCUGUGUCUUUUUAAAGAUCAACGUUUGUUAGUUUAAUCAACUUUUGUUUUGAUACUAAUUAAUUGUUUUCUGUUUAAACUAAUGUUUUAAUCAUGCUGUUAAAUGCUUAUUUGUUGAGUGUAUUUUGUCUCACAGUGACAUGGGAUCGGUCAACUGCAACUCAAGUAUUACGUCCAAGAGGAGUUGCUUUGCAAAAGAAAAUAUUUUACGAUCCAAGUAAAGACUUCAACUGCCUUGAUGGGUCUCUUUCAAUUCCUUUUGUUUUCGUCAAUGACGAUUACUGUGAUUGUGCCGAUGGAUCUGAUGAACCUGGUACACCGGCUUGUCCCAAUGCUCUUUUCCAUUGUUCAAAUUUAGGCUAUCAAACUUGGGAUAUCCCGUCAUCUCGUGUUAACGAUGGAAUCUGUGAUUGCUGUGAUGGUAGUGAUGAAUACAAUAGUACUAUCAAAUGUAGUGACAUUUGCAGUGAGUUAGGAAAAGAAGCUUUGGAAGCUGCUCGACGAUUAAAAGAAUUGUUCAGCGAGGGAUCAAAAAUCAGAUUAAACCUGAUCAAAGAUGCAAAGAAUAAAGUUGAUGAAGAUGAGAGGAGACUAGAUGAGCUUAGAAAAGAAAUGGAUACAAUAGAAAAUGAGAAGAAAGAAAAAGAAGCCAUCAAAAAGCAAGUAGAAGAAGAGGAAAAAGCUGUUCUUGAUGAAUUCAAAGCUAAAGCUGAUGCUCAAAGAAAAGCUCAUGAAGAAGCAGAAAUGGUCAAGGCUCAAGAAGAGGAAAAAUUAUUGGCUGAAGCUGCGUUCAAUGAUCUGGACAGAAACAACGAUGGACUAUUGAACUACAAAGAGCUACAAGAAUUCACUCGAUUCGAUCAAAAUAAUGAUGGAGUUGUCGAUGCUGAUGAAGCUAAGUUUUUCCUUCAUAUGAAAGAGGAAAUGGCUCUUGAUGAAUUUACGACAACUGGUUGGAUAAUAAUGAAACCAUAUUACUUAAAAGACCAAAUGCCUGAAACAACUUACAAUGAACAACCAGAAACUGGUGCUCAUCCCGAUGUAGAAUUAGAAAAUCAUUCUCAUGCUACUGAUGAAGGAACAGACGAAGACAAUGAAGAUGCGAAUGCUGAUGAAGCUUUGGAAAGUGAAGAUGAAGCGAACGAAGAAGAACAUGGUCCACCCUAUAAUAUCCCUAAAAGACAUCACCCAGAUUCAACUGCCGCCGAUGUCUCUCUCCCAGAGUAUGAUGCUAAUACUUUAGCGAUCAUUGAAAAAUCUAAACAGGCCAAACAAGAAUAUUCUGAAAUCGAGUCAAAGUUUUUGAAUUUAAAUAAUCAAAUCAGAGAAAUCGAAGCUUCUCUUGAGAUGGAUUAUGGGCCAGAACGAGAGUUCGCCACUCUUCAUGGUCAAUGCUUCGAAUUUAGUGAUAGAGAAUAUACUUAUAAAUUCUGUCCAUUUAAUACAGCAACGCAACGUUCAAAAUCAGGUGGAGGUGAAACAAACCUCGGAACUUGGAGUAACUGGUCUGGAGGGGAACAAUAUCGUUAUUCACGAAUGAGAUGCAACGGUGUUCAAUGUUGGAACGGUCCCGCCCGAUCUGUUGAUGUUCACCUUAAAUGUGGCCUUAACAAUGUUUUAAUCUCAACAAGUGAACCAUCAAGGUGUGAAUAUCGUUUCGAAUUUGAAACUCCUGCUCUUUGCAGGCCAGAGGCUGAACAUGGGCACUCACAUGAACACACGGAGCUUUAAUUUGAGCAUCGGGAACAAUCGGUGAAAAGGAACCAUCAUUUUAACAAAUUAAUGAUGUUAAUCUACAUCAAGUCCUUCAGAUGGAUUUUCACUUUUCUUUUCGAUGCACAUUCCUCUCAAUUGUUAAUAAAUUUGAUUAUUUAUA